This is a messenger RNA of Chinchilla lanigera (long-tailed chinchilla), 1174 nucleotides long. It is a transcript of the gene Cryba4, whose product is annotated as crystallin, beta A4. Gene Ontology annotation, biological process: lens development in camera-type eye; visual perception. Bases 18 to 1007 code for a protein of 329 amino acids. The record is from RefSeq and is a predicted model, not a curated record. The transcript has 8 exons. Gene Ontology annotation, molecular function: structural constituent of eye lens. Lineage: Eukaryota; Metazoa; Chordata; Mammalia; Rodentia; Chinchillidae.
GGCAGCUCCUGGAGGGCAUGAGGCCAGCCUGCUGGCCUGGUGCUGCCUCUGGGACAGACAGGGGGCACCUGCGGCUGAGCCUGCCCACUUCCUCCUCUUCCUCUGCUUCUGGCUUUGACACACCCUCUGCAGGCUUACUUGGGCUGGUCCUUGUGAUGAGGAAGAUCAGGACGUGGAAAGGUUGGCACAAUAAGGUCAGUGCCCACCCAGGUGGAAAAGCAACCCGACCCUGGGUCCCUGUGCUUCUUCUCAUGCCAUUUAGUCUUGGCCCUGCCCUGCGGCCCUCACCCUCCUCUCCUGAUUUCAGAGCCAUCUGGACACCUCGCUGGCUUUGCAGACCCUGCAGGCUGUGGCCCAGCCCUCCUCUAACUCUUCCUCUUCAGGAACCUGGAGCUCCAGCCCCGGAAGGGGCCAAUAUGACACUGCAGUGCACCAAGUCCGCAGGACACUGGAGGGUGGUGGUCUGGGAUGAAGAGGGCUUCCAGGGUCGGCGGCACGAGUUCACGGCUGAGUGCCCCAGCGUGCUGGAGCUGGGAUUCGAGACCGUGAGAUCUCUGAAAGUGCUGAGUGGAGCGUGGGUGGGCUUCGAGCAUGCUGGCUUCCAAGGGCAGCAGUACGUGCUGGAGCGGGGUGAUUACCCGUGCUGGGACGCCUGGAGUGGGAACACGGCCUACCCCACCGAGCGCCUCACCUCUUUCCGGCCCGUGGCCUGUGCGAACCACCGUGACUCCAGACUGACCAUCUUUGAGCAGGAGAACUUUCUGGGCAGGAAAGGAGAGCUGAGUGACGACUACCCCUCCCUGCAGGCCAUGGGCUGGGACAGCAAUGAAGUGGGCUCCUUCCACGUCCACUCUGGGGCGUGGGUGUGCUCCCAGUUUCCUGGCUACCGAGGUUUUCAGUAUGUGCUGGAGAGUGAUCACCACUCAGGAGACUACAAGCACUUCCGGGAGUGGGGUUCUCAUGCCCAGACCUUCCUGGUGCAGAGCGUGCGCAGAAUCCAGCAGUGAGCCUGCCUGGUGGAAGAGCUCAGGCACGCAUGUUCCUGCCCGUGUAGCUCUGGCAGUUGCCACAUGUUCUGUUCUUUUGCCACCCUCGUGCCCCCUCAGAGCCCAGCCCCUGUGUCAGCCUGCCCGAGCGCAGUCAGCACAAACAACUCGAUGAUGAUGAUAAUAAU